Messenger RNA from Dunckerocampus dactyliophorus (ringed pipefish), 2200 nucleotides. It is a transcript of the gene syap1, whose product is annotated as synapse associated protein 1. The record is from RefSeq and is a predicted model, not a curated record. The coding region runs from base 128 to 1198 and encodes 356 amino acids. Gene Ontology annotation, cellular component: cytoplasm; synapse. NCBI's taxonomy places the organism in Eukaryota, Metazoa, Chordata, Actinopteri, Syngnathiformes, Syngnathidae. The transcript is spliced from 9 exons.
AGCGAAGAAGAAAUCUUGCCUUUUCCUUUACUACUUCCUGGUCGCGUACAACGUAAUCUGCAACUCUAGCUAACGCCCCCUCCCCCCAAUCGCUGUUUGUUUGGUUUUGUUUUUAUCACGGUUUAAAAUGCUGCGAGGUUUAGGGUCGUGGUUGGGUUUAGAGAACCCGACGCCGGCACAGAAGCCGAGCUCGGAGCAGUGGGAGGAAAAGGUGGUGGAAGCCCAAAAUGAGGUAAACAAACCGCAGUCAGCAGCUGGCCAAGAUGGUGAAGAAGAGCAUGAAAGCAUCCAAAGACAGGAAAACAACCAGGGACUGGGCGACUACAUUUUCAGUUUUGCAUCCAGCGUGACCAAGAAGAUCUCAGACUCGGUGGUGGAGACCUCUCAGACGAUCAAGAAGAGCGUGGAAGAGGGAAAGAUCGACGGCAUCAUCGACAAGACCUUUUUGGGAGACUUCCACAAGGAGCAGGAGAAGUUUGUCCUGGAAAAGAAGGCAAAAAGAUCAGCGGCGGUGCCUCCCUGGGUGGGCUACAACGAAGAGGAGACCAUCCAGCAGCAGAUCCUCGCUCUGUCGGCUGACAAGCGGAACUUCCUGCGUGACCCCCCGGCUGGCGUCCAAUUCCACUUUGACAUGGAGCAGAUGUACCCGCUGGCUGCUGUCAUGCUGGAGGAAGACCAGCUCCUCAACCGCAUGCGCUUCGACCUGGUGCCCAAGCACGUGAAGGAGGAUGUGUUCUGGAGGAACUACUUCUACCGCGUGUCGCUGAUCAAGCAGUCGGCACAGCUGACGGCGCUGGCGGCCCAGCAGCAACAAAAGGACGGCGAGGACAGGGGGGUCAGCGUGUCUCCUGAUGACGUGGUCUUAACAGACAACGUCAGGCCAAAAACUCCACCCGUUUCCAUCGGAGACAUGCAGAAGCCGCCUCAUGAAGAAGAGGAGGAGAUAUCGACGAGUCCCGGCGUCUCCGAGUUUGUGAGCGACGCGUUCGACUCGGCGGCCAUCGACCGUGAGGACCUGAGGAAGGAGAUGGAGCAGCUGGUGCUGGAUAAGGACAGCACUCCUGACGAGGAGCAGUCAGACUGGGAGAAGGAGCUUCAGCAGGAGCUGCAGGAGUACGAGGUGGUGACCGAGUCGGACAACAAAGACGACCAGUGGGAUCAAGAGAUUGAGCAGAUGCUGCAGGCUGACGACAGCUAGAUGGAUACGUUGAUGAAGAUGUACAUUUUCCUAAAAAUUCUUCUUCUCCACAACUUCCUAGCAUACUGGAAGAAGUGGAAACUUGUAAACUUUCCUGAUGAGAUCAUAGCAAGUGAGUAGAGUAGAUCGCCGCUGUUUGCGGGGGUUACGUUCCAUGCCCCGCACAAACGGCGACUUGCCAAUUUUUGAUACUCUAAACCCAAAUAAUUUGCCUCUCACCGUUUAUUCAAUGCAUUUUAAAGUCUGUUUUAUGCAUUAAGGACAACAAAAUCUUACUGCUGGAAAAUGUUGAUCAAAUUGACUUGCGAGACAGCGCCUUCUGCUGGAUUUCUAGCUGCGGCAGUCGUUUUUCCCCCGUGGGUGUAGCGCCUUCAAACCACUUUCUAGCAUAAAAACGACAUCAUUAUUUACUAGUUAUCAUGAGGUUGCUGUGUUAAUCUACCAUUUUUUGGUUUUCUGGGGAGCUAAAGAUCUACUUCUUUGUCGGAUUCUCCAGUGUCCUGCGGAAUCGGCCAAGAGGAGAGGAAUGCAGAUUUACCCCGCACUCAACCUUAACAUGUACGGGCUAGUUUAUUAAAAACAUUUUCUAUACAUAGUUCCCCACUGGGAUGUAAUAUCAUUCCCUAAAAUGAGCAGGAUGGUGCCCCUUCAAUGCAGAGAAAAGAAACCGUGAAUGGGCACAGAUCUACUGUUUCACCUCUUUUUUUUUUUUUUCUUUUUACUGUUUCACCUCUGCUGGAACAUUCUGGCCUUCUCUUGACGUCGUUACUUAGUGAUAGCGGACAUUUUGCGCUAGAGGGCGCCACAGUUACAAAAACUAACCGUAAGGCCUGUAUGACGUCACAGAUCUCGUUGAAAUUCUUUAUUCUGAAGACUUUGUUUCCACUUUGCUUUGUGCUGGCUUGUACAGUAAAUCUUUUACUACUACUUGAUUAUCUAACAGAAGUCAAAUGUAAAGUAAGUUGAAUGAUGUAAAUAAAGACAGUACAGUAUUGGAAAGAA